Molecule: messenger RNA, 309 nt
Organism: Phycomyces blakesleeanus NRRL 1555(-)
Lineage: Eukaryota; Fungi; Mucoromycota; Mucoromycetes; Mucorales; Phycomycetaceae
Exons: 2
Coding region: 1-309 (102 amino acids)
Source: RefSeq, a predicted model, not a curated record
AUGCAAGAGGUCAAGGUCAAACUAAAACUAAAGCUAAAAACUGUUUUCUGUAAGGAAAGACCCUAUUCAGCUCGGAGAGUCCCCGCUAAUUUAUUUAUUCUUCAGAAACGCAAUUUUGAUUCCACAAGCCUAAAAGUAUUACGGGGCAGUCUGAGGGCUCCUUGGAAACACCAGAAGAAAUAUAUAUAUAUGUAUUCAGCGCAAAGUAAACGAACCAAGAUCCCUUGGUCUAACCUACAAACCUACAAUCGCAUAUUUGCAGAAUCUAACCUUGUUAAUCAACAGUCAAGAUAUCAAAGAUUUGAAUAA